AUGUCUGUGGAGAAGAAGAAAGGAACUACAGUACACUGGGAAGUGACUCGAAAUGAAAUAGCUGAGGUGGAAGGGAUUCCUCUUACGACAAGAAUGUAUGGUAUAUGGGAUAAAAUCUGGGCUUUCCAAGCCAAACCUGAUGAUCUUCUCAUAGCAACCUAUGCAAAGGCAGGUACAACAUGGAUUCAGGAGAUUGUAGACAUGAUCCAACAGGAUGGAGACACUAAGAAAUGUAAACGUGCUGCCGUUUAUGAACGUAUCCCUUUUAUCGAAUGGGUUGUGCAUGAAAGUUUACCCUCAGGCCUGGAACAAGCUGAAAAAAUACCCUCCCCAAGGACACUGAAAACACAUCUUCCUGUACAGCUGGUACCCCCAUCCUUUUGGGAGCAAAACUGUAAGAUCAUCUACGUGGCAAGAAAUGCUAAAGACAGUGCAGUAUCUUACUACCACUUCCACAGAAUGAAUCAAAUUAUGCCUGAGCCAGGAACGUGGGAGGAGUUUUUGGAGAAAUACAAAGCUGGAAAAGUGCUCUGGGGCUCCUGGUAUGAUCACGUAAAAGGAUGGUGGAAGGCAAAAGAUAAUCACCGUAUUCUCUACCUCUUCUAUGAAGAUAUCAAGGAGAAUCCCAGGCGUGAAAUCCAGAAGGUGAUGAAAUUCCUGGAAAAGGACCUGGAAAAGGAAGUUCUAGAUAAGAUCAUCCAGAAUACACAAUUUGAGAACAUGAAAGAUAAUCCCAUGGCAAACUACACCACAAAGCCUCCAGAGCUAAUGAACCAUAAAAUCUCCCCAUUCAUGAGAAAAGGAGCUGUUGGAGACUGGAAGAACCAUUUUACUGUAGCACAAAAUGAGAGAUUUGAUGAAGACUAUGAGCAGAAGAUGGAAGGAAUUUCUCUGACUUUCCGCAUGGAGCUUUAAGAAGGGACAUAUUCUCCAUUACAC
This is a messenger RNA of Gekko japonicus, 939 nucleotides long. RefSeq names its product sulfotransferase 1C1-like. Lineage: Eukaryota; Metazoa; Chordata; Lepidosauria; Squamata; Gekkonidae. Gene Ontology annotation, cellular component: cytoplasm. The transcript has 7 exons. Gene Ontology annotation, molecular function: sulfotransferase activity. The coding region runs from base 1 to 915 and encodes 304 amino acids. The record is from RefSeq and is a predicted model, not a curated record. Gene Ontology annotation, biological process: sulfation.